Messenger RNA from Papilio xuthus (Asian swallowtail), 1439 nucleotides. Its product is annotated as TBC1 domain family member 20. The record is from RefSeq and is a predicted model, not a curated record. Lineage: Eukaryota; Metazoa; Arthropoda; Insecta; Lepidoptera; Papilionidae. Gene Ontology annotation, cellular component: endoplasmic reticulum membrane. Gene Ontology annotation, biological process: endoplasmic reticulum to Golgi vesicle-mediated transport; positive regulation of GTPase activity. The transcript is spliced from 9 exons. Gene Ontology annotation, molecular function: GTPase activator activity. Bases 75 to 1367 code for a protein of 430 amino acids.
CGAAAUGUCAUCACGUUCUCUAAGGGAAGAGGAUGGUGUAAUGUUUUUUCUCGAAUAAAUUUUAAUUUUCUACAAUGGAAGAUAAAAAUCAGGAAUCAAACAUAGGCGACACAUGUAAUUUAAAUGGGAACUGCUCACCGCCCACGAAGAAUAUCUCCAUCGACUUGAAUCAUGCAAAAAAUAUUGAUGACAUAUCAACUCCUUCCGAGUUAAAAUUCGACGAAGAUUUCGAAUUCGAAGAUCCAGAUGUGACUGCAAAACGUAAAGAAAUGGAAAAAUGUUUGGAAAACCCUGAUAUUGUGAACAUAGAAAAGUGGCAAAGUUUUGCAAAAAGCAAAGGAGGACUAAUAGCAGAUGAAUACAGGAGAAGAAUCUGGCCCCUGCUUGUUGGGGUAACUCGAGAUGAGAUGACGGAACCUCCUUCACUUGAUGAAUUGUCUACGCAUGUUGAAUAUAACCAAGUGGUAUUAGAUGUGAAUCGUUCACUGAAACGGUUCCCUCCAGGCAUUCCGUACGAGCAGAGAGUGGCGCUGCAGGACCAGCUCACUGUGCUCAUACUGAGAGUCAUCAUUAAGUACCCACAUUUGAAGUAUUACCAGGGUUACCAUGACGUGGCAAUAACAUUGUUGCUGGUCUGUGGUGAUAAAGCAUCGUUUCCAUUGCUGUGCCGGCUUUCGUACGGACCUACAGCUCCUCUGGCGCCGUUCAUGCAGACCACCAUGCAGCCUACACAGCAUUUGCUCAAUUACAUGUUGCCUGUCUUACGAAGAGCUGAUGAUAAGCUGGCCGAUUGCUUGGACAAGGCGGGCGUGGGCACGAUGUUCGCGUUGCCGUGGUACUUGACGUGGUUCGGGCACAGCCUGAACCGGUACUCUGACGUGGUGCGGCUGUACGACUACUUCCUGUGCGCGCCCCCGCUCUUCCCCGUGUACGUGACGGCGGCGCUGGUGCUGCACCGCGCGCCCGCAGUCUACGCCUGCGACGUCGACAUGGCCAUGAUGCACUGCCUGCUCUCCAGGUUACCAGAUGACUUGCCUUUCGAAGAUAUUUUGGUGACCGCUAAGAAGCUUUACGAUGAAAACGACCCGACCGACCUGGAAGCCGAAGUCGACGCCUUGGAGAGAAGAGAAGAGGAGCAACGCCGCUUGGACGAGGAGCGUCUCCGGCAACGUCGCGUGGAGCGCGCGGGUCGUAACCGCGCCGCUAACGGUGUGUUGGCGCGCCUACGCCGCGUGCUGCCGCGCAGCCCACUGGCGCGAGGCGCAGCGCUGGCGGCGGCGGCGGCGCUGCUCGCCGUCUACGCCUACUACAGGCCCGACCUCUUCACCAGAAGACGCGCAGACAAUCCGGACUUUGAGGGAUUUUAGGAAGCAAAUAAAACUAAUGUUUUGUACAAAUAUUAUAAUUUGUUUUUCAUUAUUACAUUACUCGCUUUGAAA